AUGGAGAACCCAAACCCCAAGACGUCCACGAAAGUCCCUCCAACCAAGGAGGACUUCCUUCGCGACGGUGUCACCAAGAAGGACGAACUCAACGGGCAAGAUUCGUGCCCCAUCUGCUUCGAAGAUUAUCAAGCUCCUCGGGCCAAAAUCCAGAGCAAUGCUAUUGAGAUCAAGCAAUGCGGUCAUAUCUUUGGCGCGGACUGCCUCUCGAAGUGGUUCGAUCAGGGCAAAGCGAGCUGCCCCAUGUGUCGCGCUACACUCUUUGGGACCCCCCGCCCGCCGUUCCCACAAAUGGUACCAAUGGUACCAUGGGCUAGCAGAGUGAUACCCCGUUCUGUCGACGAGUUGGAUCACUUCUAUGCUCUGGUUGAGAACGAUAUGUGGGUGAGGGCUGCGCCGGGAACACCUCGAGACCUUGCGAUGUGGCCUGAUUUCCGCCAUCUCCAUCACAUAGAUCACGCAUAUGAUGCCUCGAUAGCUCGACCCAAUGAUACUAUGCCGCUCUUUCAACCUACUCUUCGUUAUCAUGGCCAAGAGGACACGCAGCAACCGUCGCGUGCCCGAGACGGCGAGUCGCGCGGUCUUGCUCAUAGUCUCAUGUCGAGGAUGGGCGGAGUCUUUGGUGGCAAUGAUGCUACACGAUCCAACGAGCCUAGAGCGCGGACCUACGCUUCGACUGUUGGCCACGAGCAGCAACCCGGCUCAUAUGGAAACCCUAUUAGUCUUGAGGAGGAUACAGCAUACCAAGGAACGGGCUCGCAGCGACUUCACGCACCCAAUGGCUACAAUGGAGUAGGAAUUCCUUAUCAUCACCGCCGAGGCGAGGAACCUGAACGCGCUCCACCGCGUCAAGUACAAAUCCCUCGCGAGGUCAUCGUUAUUGAAUCGCCGCCUCGUCCCCAAUCUGCUUCUGCGUAUCAACAGCAGGAUCUGCCCAUGACCCAGGCUGACCGUCAAGCCAUAAUCGAUGCUAUCGCGGAUGACAGGCGUCAUCGUUCUUCCUUCUCGGUGAGAGAUACAACAUACGAGGGCGAAUCGAGUGAUGAUCCUUCUCCCGCGCAGCAGCCAGUAGCUCUAUUGGGUUCCAGGGCUUAUAUGCAUCGGAACGGUCAAUUCAGGAGCGAGCAUCGUCACGACGACCCUUCUGCCUCAGACCAUGGACCUCUUCGCGACUUUCGUACCCUCCACAACCCCGAGCCUGCGGUCCUUCGUGGCCGUCCCCAGCAUACAGCCGCGCUUCCGCUUCCUCGUCCGUCCCAAGCUCAGCAUCCCCUGGUCGACCAGCCAGCUGCGAACCUCUCUCCAGCAACUGAAGCAAACGCUGUGCAGAUCCAAGCUCAAGCUCCUCCGGCCGACGAUUUGCCUGUCGCCCCUCGCCGCGGUGCUCCGCGCAUGAUUGCCUCAGUCAAUUACCCAACCGUUGUCAAUGAAGAGCCCGUUGCUCAUCGAACUCGCCACCGCCUCAACAACACCACCGAGACUGUAGCCCCUAAGGCUUCUACAGCUCCCAAACAACUCAAGCGUGGUCGUAACCCUUCUCCGUCGCCUGCACUGAUUACGCGCAGCACUCGCCGAGCUGUUCAGCCGAAGAGCGAGGCUACUAGGCCCGCGAAGCGCGGUCGACAUUAGUUAACUAUGCAUAGGUCUGAGCGUGAUUGACUGAUCGCCAGAUCAGGUGAAGGGAGCUUUAUGAGGUAAGUUGGCUGCAUUCUCUUGUCUUUAUAGCGAGAGGGAGGUGGGGCUAUGAUAUGAAGCUUGGGAGGCAUGGAGGCGGCUUUGGAUGAUUGCUUUGGAUCGGGGAGGCUGCUAAGGAUGCAGGUAGGAUUGCGUAGUGGGUGGCGACUUUUCUUUAGUUGUCUCCACUGCUGCACUAAUGAAUGAUACAAUGCCU
Messenger RNA from Mytilinidion resinicola, 1891 nucleotides. RefSeq lists its product as uncharacterized. Gene Ontology annotation, molecular function: ubiquitin protein ligase activity. NCBI's taxonomy places the organism in Eukaryota, Fungi, Ascomycota, Dothideomycetes, Mytilinidiales, Mytilinidiaceae. The record is from RefSeq and is a predicted model, not a curated record. The transcript is spliced from 2 exons. Gene Ontology annotation, cellular component: endomembrane system. Bases 1 to 1629 code for a protein of 542 amino acids.